Molecule: messenger RNA, 872 nt
Organism: Tilletiopsis washingtonensis
Lineage: Eukaryota; Fungi; Basidiomycota; Exobasidiomycetes; Entylomatales
Product: putative 40S ribosomal protein S3
Exons: 3
Coding region: 19-789 (256 amino acids)
Biological process (GO): translation
Cellular component (GO): nucleus; cytosolic small ribosomal subunit
Molecular function (GO): RNA binding; structural constituent of ribosome
Source: RefSeq, a predicted model, not a curated record
CUCCCCUCAAGAAUCAUCAUGGCGCAGAACAUCUCCAAGCGCAGAAAGUUCGUGGCUGACGGUGUGUUCGCCGCCGAGCUCGGCGAGUUCUUCACGCGCGAGCUCUCCGAGGAGGGCUACUCCGGCUGCGAGGUCCGCGUGACCCACGCGCGCACCGAGAUCAUCAUCCGCGCCACGCACACGCAGGAGGUGCUCGGCGACAAGGGCCGCCGCAUCCGCGAGCUCACGGCGCUCGUGCAGAAGCGCUUCAAGUUCCCCGACAACUCGCUCGAGCUCUACGCCGAGAAGGUGCAGAACCGCGGCCUGCACGCCGUUGCGCAGUGCGAGAGCCUGCGCUACAAGCUGCUCGGCGGCCUUGCCGUGCGCCGCGCCGCCUACGGUGUGCUGCGCUUCGUCAUGGAGAGCGGCGCCAAGGGCUGCGAGGUCGUCAUCUCGGGCAAGCUGCGUGCUGCGCGUGCCAAGUCGAUGAAGUUCACCGACGGCUUCAUGAUCCACUCCGGCCAGCCGUGCCGCGACUUUGUCGACGAGGCCGUGCGCCACGUGCUGAUGAAGCAGGGUGUGCUGGGCAUCAAGGUCAAGAUCAUGCAGGGCUGGGACCCGGAGGGCCGCACCGGCAAGCCGUUCCCGCUGCCCGACGCGGUCACCAUCCUCGAGCCCAAGGAGGAGCAGCCGAUUGCGCAGCCCAUGUCCGAGUCGCGCAUGCCCGUCGCUGCGCCGCCGGCCGCCGAGGUGGCGCCGCAGGAGGGCGACGCCGUGGCCGAGGCCCCGGCCACCGCUGGCGCCUACUAGGCGCGCGCUCUCCGGCGCCCACCCACUCCCCUUUUGACCGCUCCGCUCUCUCGCCUGGCCCCUGUCCCCCAUCCCCGCCCCCC